Molecule: messenger RNA, 1805 nt
Organism: Labrus bergylta (ballan wrasse)
Lineage: Eukaryota; Metazoa; Chordata; Actinopteri; Labriformes; Labridae
Gene: efna1b
Product: ephrin-A1b
Biological process (GO): ephrin receptor signaling pathway; axon guidance
Cellular component (GO): plasma membrane
Molecular function (GO): ephrin receptor binding
Source: RefSeq, a predicted model, not a curated record
GUCAAGAGUUUCGACAGUGUUUGGUGAGCUGACUGACUUUGAGCUAUAUUGAUAACUACUCUCGGAGCGUGAAACUCACGCUUUGUUUUCGUGCACGUAGUUACGCAUUUGAUUCUCUUUAGCAGAGAUAUUUGUAAUUUGCAGCCCAGAACUUGCACUAACUGAUCCUCCUGUGAAGACGAGCGAUGGAUUUUGUGUGUUUAGUGUAUUUGACGCUGAGCAUCAGUGCUUGGUUUGCGUCUGCGGAGAGACACAGCGUCUACUGGAACAGCUCGAACCCACUCUUCUUGUGGGAUGACUACACGGUGGAAGUGAGCAUCAACGACUACCUGGACAUCAUCUGCCCCCACUACAGCCACGGAGAGGUGUCGCUGCAUGCGGCCGAACGCUACGUGCUCUACAUGGUGGAGAAGGAGGACUACGAGGUUUGCAAACCCCACUCCUUCGACCAGCUGCGUUGGGAGUGCUCGCGGCCGUUCGCUGCCCACGUUCCUGAGAAGUUCUCUGAGAAAUUCCAGCGUUUUACCCCGUUUACCUUGGGAAAGGAGUUCAAACAAGGAGAAAGCUAUUAUUAUAUCUCUAAGCCGAUGCACCACCAUGGCCAGGACUGUCUCCGACUUAAAGUAGAUGUCAUCGGGCACAAAAGCUCCGUAAAGACCCACCUAGAGAAAUCCAAGGCUGAAGAUACAGGAAACAGCAUGGAGGGAGGAAAAGGGAAGUUUCUUGCAGCAGGAGGAGUUCACAACCCCUCCACCCGGCUCCCAGCAGAUGACCCUGCUGCGAUGGAGCCAAACGUGCAGAGGAGUAUCGGCAGUUCAGGAGAACAGCUGGUCUCCUUUUCUCUCCUCUUUACAAUGCUUCCAGUCUUAAUAGCACUCAUGCUACAAUAAGGCCGCGCCAAGACAGAGACAAUGCAAACCCCGAUGCUGGUCAUUGGGACCAUGAACACUCAGAGACUUUUUUUUUAUACAGAUUUUUAUUCGAGCAUGGACAGUUGUGUGAGUGUGUGUUUGCAUGUUUGUGUGAUUGUUGGACGUGGAUCGUUCCAAAGAAGAGGACCUCAACUUUUUUUUUUUUUUCAACGGGAAUGGAAGUUCUAAUUUUUUACACUUUUUCUUUUUUUUUUUGUCUUCAAUCUUCAAGCAAGCAAACUGAUCAAGAUACUUCAUUGAUUAUCAUCAUAUUGAAAAUGACAAGAGGAUACAUCGUCUUUCUUAUCCUAUCCCCCCACCCCCGCAUUACCACACCAUUGGUACAGAUUUGUCAUUGUUCUCCUAAUAUCCAACUGUUUUUUUUCCCACAAUCGUUUUUCUUUCUGUGUACUGGGAAUGUUGUCCACUGCUGCCAAAGUUAGGUUUACAUUUUGUAGGAUUUCUGUCAUGUUAUUGUGUAGCAUUCAGCGCCCUCUUUCAUCUCCUCAAAUCUGUAAAAUAAACUCAUUGUCUCAAUCACAGUGAUACAAACACUAACAGUGAUGCAGCUGCUGAAAGAAUCUGACAUCAUACAUAUUUUAAGUUCACUGUAAAGACAACACAGGAAAAAGUGGUUUCAAUCCGACCUGUGGUUUUCAACCUUCUUUUUCACCUUUUCUGUUUGGCUUAUGAGCCUUCAAUGUGACGCUUAAUUCUACUUAUGCAGACAAGACAGUAAAGAAACUUGUUAUUUUUCAUGUUAUUUAUGAUUUUUCUUUUAACACUAGAAUUCCUUUUUACCGAAGGAAUAUUUAUUUAUGUUUUGUGCUAUUAAGUUCUCACCCACUCAAGUCUUUCUGAUGUUGUCAUAAGGUUGAAAGCCACCGAUCAAGA